GCUCGCGUCCCUGUGGGCAGUUCCGUGGCGGUGGCUCCAGAAACUACGGAGUGGCGCACGCAAUCUGUGCAGCUGGAGACAGCUGCGAAUGCCACGGAUGCUUUCCUUCAGGGCACUGCGGCUAUCUGCGAUGCGGUGGAUGUGCGGUUCGGCCUGGAGCACACGCACUUCCGUAGACUCGAGGAGAAGCAUGAGCACAAGGAGGAACACGACAUUUCGGAGGAGCUGAAGGCUGCAAAGAAGUUGGCCGGCAAACGGGUGGCCUACGUGUCCCCGAGUUGCUCGUGGAUGGUCCGGCGACGGUGCUUUCACACGGUGAUGGCCAUGCCUCAGCACGCCGAACGCUAUUUCUCCUCGUUUUGCGUUGAGAAGGGCGCUACAACAUUUCAUUGCCGAUCGGUUCCACGUACUGGAGUAGAAGACGGUCCUGACCAGCUGCGGAGGCUGACGGCCACUGCCGAGAUUCCGGGUCUGUCCGAUUUUACCCGCCUGAUCUCAGCAUCUUCCGCGCAGUCGGGUGCGGGAACAGAGGCAUCUGCUCUGUCUGAUAACAUGGAGGACGAGCCAGACGACGAAAAGGCAAGAAGUUCGCCCGUUCUGAUAGCAACACGUGCAGUCACCACUGGACGGCAUGAGUUCUUGUUCCGGAUCCUGUUGGCACGGCCCACUCCAAUCAAGGCAGGCGAAGCACUGGACACUAAAGACGUCGCGGAGGCUUUUUCUGCUGUCUUCAAGCUGGGGGUUGGCGUUUUUGCAAAUCCUGCCUACUCCACCAUUCGUCCUGCGGGAGCUUGGGACACAAGCCUGUUUGAUCAACAGUUCGUGAUCCCCUUGGCCAAUGGUGAGACAAGUCCGCACACGACACCCGCCGGUGUCUUGUCUGACAUUGCAUGGCUCCGACAAGAGCAGCUGCUGGGCGCCAUCACGCAAUGUGAGAUACCUGAUGAAUGGCCGGCUGGUGGCCUGUUUGACAUCUUCGUGCUUGCGGUCCUUGAGCCGAUGCAGAAAGCGCUCAGUGUCGCUGUGGAUGCAGGUUUUACAAAGCCUUUUGGAUGCGAGGAGACUGAGGAGAUCGAGGUUGCCCGGGAAGCGCAGGUCUGGGAGGGAAAAAGAUGCAAGGUUGCGGCCGCGCCAAAGAUUGUCCCGAUGGUUCCAACACGAUUCGUGCAGACCAGGCAGUUUUUGAGGCGGUGGAGGUUCGAAGAAGUGCUGAAGCAAGACCUCAAAUCUGGCAUUGCGCUUGCCAAUGUCAUGAGAUCGUCAGGACCCAGCCCUUUAUUUGUGCCGGUGGUGGAGGUUGAUACCAUGGCCUUAAGCUGCAUCGGCGGCGAAGGAGGAUUUUUGGCGCAAGUGUGGAUAACUAGUUGUGUGAUAUAUGUUUAA
This is a messenger RNA of Symbiodinium pilosum, 1383 nucleotides long. Lineage: Eukaryota; Dinophyceae; Suessiales; Symbiodiniaceae. The record is from the annotation of a GenBank genome assembly.